GUCCGUCGACAGCGACGACGUGCCCCCACCGCCGCAAGCGCCGUGGUGGCCGCCGGUCCCGCGGGACGAGCCCGCCUGCGGGUGCGGCAGCGCCCUGCGCGCGUUCGAGGCGGCGGGCGCGCUGAGGGGCGAGCUCUCCAGCGGCUGCCUGGGCGCCGUAGCGCGCAUCCAG
Prorocentrum cordatum is the source of this 172-nucleotide messenger RNA. NCBI's taxonomy places the organism in Eukaryota, Dinophyceae, Prorocentrales, Prorocentraceae. The record is from the annotation of a GenBank genome assembly.